GCUGACUGUGUCUGCGGUGGUCGUGCCGUUAUGCAUCCCGCGUUUGUAUGUCCCCCUCGAUCCAGAAGAGCCGAUGACCCCACACCCGGAGCAGACGGCGUCGAUCCUGUCCCUGAUACUGUACGGAUGGAUGGAUGCGACUGUAUGGAAGGCGUAUCGGCAGUCUCACACGAAGCUCGAUGACCUUCCCCCGCUCGCAGACUACGACCACGCCAAAAACCUCGUCAACAGGGCCUUCCCGCAUUUGGACCCCUUCCAGACGCCUAAGAGACGACACUUCUUCUGGGGAUUAAUGCGCGUUUUCAGGAAGGAAUACGCGGUCCUCGGUCUGAUGUUGGCAUCGCGAUCCGUGGCGUACCUUGCGAGCCCCGUCGGCGUGAAUCGUCUGCUCAACUAUCUCGAACAAGGCGGCGAGGGUCUGACCGUGCGACCCUGGGUGUGGAUUGCUCUGCUCUUCAUCGGGCCGACGGUGGGCACGUUUGCCUUCCAGUGGUACGUCUACACCGUGACAAGAGUGACGGUGCGCGCGAAGGCGCUGAUCACCCAGCUCGUAUUCGAGCACGCGCUGCGUGUCCGGAUGAAGGCCGAGACGGCGGACGCGAAGUCUGCUAGUGCCCCAUCGACGCCGGGGAAGACGCCGGAUACCGCCUCGCUCGCGGAGCCUGUGUCCGCGGCGGGCACAGCUGAGCCGGACAGCGACAGCGAGGAAACUACCCUACGCGGUUCGAGCACCGCCGGGUCCGCUGCCAGCACCAAGAAGGGUGAUGAGAGUACGAGCAAGGAGUCGUCUGGCGGUGCGUCGAACCUGGUUGGGCGGAUCAACAACCUCGUCACGACGGAUAUGCAAACGAUUGACCAAGGGCGGGACUUCAUCUUCGUGUUCGUCGAGGUUCCGACACAGCUCGCUCUGUGCACCUGGUUUUUAUAUGUUGUCCUAGGCUGGAGUGCUCUGGUCGGGAUGGCGGUCAUGGGCUUAAUGCUCCCGAUCCCGGGUUACAUCGCCAGCUUUGUCCACGGCUUGCAAGAGAAGAAGAUGGCAAAGGUACAUACUCGGUCGCUCGGCGUGGUCCGGAUGAUCAAACUCUUCGGAUGGGAGCCCCGCAUGGCUGAACAGGUCGCAGAGAAGAGGGAAGAAGAAUUGGGCGUCAUCAGAAGUCUGCGGAUGCGCGAGUUCCUGAUGAAUUACAUGAAGUCAGUCAGCUCCUGUCAUGUUGUGGUGCUCACGACUGAAACGAUCGUCAUGAAGCAGACGUUGACGGGUAUGAUUACGCUAAUCCAUAUGCCAGUCUUCGAAACGCUCCGUAACGAGAUGUACCAGACAUUUGGGAUGAUCCCAUUCAUCAUACAAGGUUGGGAAAUGACGCCGACGCCGCAGAGACGUGUGUUCAGGCUGCUCAUCGAAGACGAGCUCGUGUUCAAACGUGGUUGUGUCAACUUGAUUCUUGGGCCCACAGGCUCGGGAAGACUUCCAUACUUUAUUCUUACUGCAUGUGCAGGCGAGAUGCAUUACAUCCCGAAUGGCCCGGAUUCGUACGUGAACCUUCCGCGGACGGACGGUGUUGCAUACUCUGCCCAGGAAUCCUGGGUGCAGAACGAGACUGUCAGGGAGCGAUACAACAAGGUGCGGUUGACCCGCGAUUUGGAGCUUCUGGAUGCUGGGGAUCUCACUGAAGUCGGAGAAAAGGGCUUGACUCUUAGGUAUGCCUGUCAGGCGCGCAUCACGCUAGCUCGUGCGAUCUACUCUUCGGCCGAGAUAUUACUUUUGGACGACGUCCUAGCCGCUCUCGACCAAAUGCUUCAAGGGGAUCUUGUUCGUGGACGUACAAUUAUCCUGGUGACACACAACGUUGCGAUCACUCGACCGAUAGCAGACUUUGUCGUGUCCCUCGGCACAGAUGGUCGUGUUCACAGUCAGGGCUCGCUUUCCUCCGCGCUGCAAGCUGUCGACGAACUCGCAGCAGAACAGGCGAAGGCAAUGCAAGGUCAAGUCGAAGAAGAGGUUGACGCCCCUACUCCCGACAAUGGCGAGAAAGAGAAGAAAGGAAAGCUUGUCUGGAGGAAGAAGUUUCAUCAAGCUGUUCUUGGUGCGUUGGGCGGCCGUCAUCCACUAAUAUUCUGGUUCGCUUGCCUGGGCUGCUACGUAACCUGCGAGAUCGUCAGCACAUUCCAGGUUUGGUUCCUCGGCAUGUGGACACGUCAGUAUGAGGAGAUGCCUCCUGAGAAGGUAUCUGUGGCCUUCUACGUGACCUCAUACGCACUCAUCCAAGCGUUGACCAUCGCACUCUUCUCUACUUCGUAUAUCAUCUACAUCAUUGGAUCCCUGAGGGCGUGGCUAGACAUGACGCCCGCAUCUCGCAUCAUAACACGUUGCACACAAGACAUCCAAGCCAUUGACAACCAAGUCGUGGACUACUUCUUCUGGUGGUUGGAGCAAAGCGGGACUAUGAUUACGAGGCUAGGAGCUGUGGUCAUCAUGUCGCCGCUCAUGCUUAUACCCGGUUCGACCAUCUUCAUCCUCGCUGCACUUUGCGGCUAUCUGUACAUCAAUACUCAGCUCAGUACUAAACGCGAAAUGAGCCUGGCUCAGGCACCAGUCCUCGGUCAUUUCGGGGCUGCUAUGGCAGGACUGGGUACACAAGAAUCCUACACGCGCAUCGACAAGUUUACUAGGGCUGCUCGGUCCUUCUAUGUCUUGUAUCAGUGGAUAGCAAUCCGUGUCGACGCAUUGGCAGCACUGUUCACAACAGGCCUAGGGAUCUACCUCAUCUACGGCCCACCACAGAACCCUUCUGCCAUCGGUUUCUCCCUCAACAUGGCAGUGCAAUUUAGCAGUCUGAUCAUAUGGUGGAUCAAGCUUUCCAACGAGCUUCAGAUCAGUGGUACCUUGGAACGGAUACAACAAUACUUGUCAGUCGAGCAGGAGCCAAAGGCCACCACGACAGGGGUGCCUCCUGCUUAUUGGCCAGCGAGCGGCACAUUGAGGGUGGAGAAACUAUCUGCUCGGUACUCACCCGAUGGUCCUCGUGUGCUGCAUGCGAUAUCGUUUGAAGUGAGGUCUGGCGAACGCGUAGGGAUUGUGGGCCGAACUGGCAGCGGGAAGAGCUCCCUGACAUUAGCCCUACUCCGAUGCAUUCUCACGGAAGGGAAAGUUUUCUACGACGGGGUAGCCACCGACACGCUGAACUUGGAUGCACUUCGCUCAAAGAUCACGAUCAUCCCGCAAUCACCCGAGCUUUUGAGCGGCACCUUACGAGAGAAUCUCGAUCCGUUCCAUGAACACGACGACGCUGUGCUGAACGACGCGCUGCGUGCAGCGGGGCUGUUCUCUUUGCAGAAAGAAAGCGAUGAUGGAAAGAUUACGCUGGACAGCCAGAUUGCAAGUGGUGGAGGCAACCUUUCAGUAGGCCAGCGACAAAUCCUUGCGUUGGCGAGAGCCAUCGUGCGUCAGAGCAAGCUUCUGAUUUUGGACGAAGCGGCUUCCUAUCUAGACUACGAGACCGACACAGUGAUUCAAGCCUCAUUACGCGGUGAACUAAGAAAAGAUAUCACUCUGCUCACGAUUGCGCACCGCCUCCAAACGAUUAUGGACAGCGACAAGAUCAUGGUUCUCGAUGCUGGUCGUAUCGUUGAGUACGGCCCACCGAGUGAGCUGCUGAAGAUCGAAGACGGAUUGCUGCGCUCCUUGAUCAAUGAGAGCGCAGACAAGGAACAUUUGCUCGCGUUAGCUACCGGCAAGAACGCUUCAACGUCCUCCUGAGGGUGCUAGAAAGAGUUUGAGGCAUAGACUCGUGCGUUUCCGACUGGAUAAAUUGCUUGAUCUAGUGAUAUACGUAUCAGGACUCAGGGUAUGAGGCAGACGGCAACGGCCUCAUGUCUGUUCGAGUCGGUAUUUCCGUGUCAUACCAUCUUGGAUAAGCAUAGUAUCCGUAGAGCUCUGUGAUGUUGCCUUAGCACUGUAUGCAGGACUGUAGACGUAAUUAUUAAUCUAUAGACGUAUUGUGACUA
Messenger RNA from Fomitopsis serialis, 4005 nucleotides. Its product is annotated as P-loop containing nucleoside triphosphate hydrolase protein. Gene Ontology annotation, cellular component: membrane; fungal-type vacuole. Gene Ontology annotation, biological process: transmembrane transport. Gene Ontology annotation, molecular function: ABC-type peptide transporter activity; ATP binding; ATP hydrolysis activity. Bases 74 to 3757 code for a protein of 1227 amino acids. The transcript has 34 exons. The record is from RefSeq and is a predicted model, not a curated record. Lineage: Eukaryota; Fungi; Basidiomycota; Agaricomycetes; Polyporales; Fomitopsidaceae.